GUUUCUUCCUUCCUUCUUCUUCUUCACUUCACGUCUUCACCUACGGUCGUACCCUACUGGCCUGCACUUGCUGCUCCGCUGUGUCCUCGCCACCGGUGCGGUGGUUGGUGCUGUUAGAUUCAAAAAAAAAAAAAGUCAAACCGCCGGUUCAAACCGGUUCGAUUUGUGUCCGGUUUCGGUUUGAACCGGUUCUCGAAUCUAUAUAGUUGCUCUUUAGUUUACUGUUUAUUAAUCGAUCGAUAUAUUGUGUUGGUUUCUUGGAUUGAAAUGCGGAAUUAGGAAGGAGUUAUUUGGUGAAACAAAAUUGGUUGUGAGGUCAGUUGAUCGUUUGGGUCAUCUAUAUUGUUGUUGUUCUACUUGCAGAUCUGAAUACAAUCAUGGCGGAUAAAGAAGAUCAAACUGCUACGAACGAGGUUAAGGAUGAUGUUGGAGAGAUAACUUCUUUUGAUCCUACAAAAAAGAAGAAAAAGAAGAAAGUCGUGGUUCAAGAUCUAGUUGAAGAGGAGCCUGUUGAUACGCUUGUUGAGAAAACCGAGAGCUUGACUGUUUCUGAUACUGUCGAAACUUCAUUUGCUGGUCUUAAAAAGAAAAAGAAGAAGCCAGCACCUACAGAUUUGAAUGAAGAAAAAGAGAAUAUUGUCGAAAAUUCAGAAGAUAUCAAUGGAGAAGAUGAGGAUGGGGAAGGAAUUGUUUUACAACAGUAUCCUUGGGAAGGAACUGAUCGAGAUUACGAGUAUGAGGAGCUUCUUGGCCGAGUCUUCAACAUUCUUCGUGAGAAUAACCCAGAGCUUGCUGGAGAUCGGCGCAGGACAGUUAUGAGACCACCUCAAGUUCUUCGAGAAGGCACCAAAAAAACUGUCUUUGUGAAUUUCAUGGAUCUCUGCAAAACGAUGCAUCGACAGCCCGAGCAUGUCAUGACUUUCUUGCUGGCUGAAAUGGGUACAAGCGGUUCUCUGGAUGGACAACAAAGGUUGGUGGUCAAGGGAAGGUUUGCCCCAAAGAACUUUGAGGGAAUUCUGCGAAGAUACAUCAAUGAGUAUGUUAUCUGCAAUGGAUGCAAAAGUCCGGACACUAUCCUCUCAAAGGAGAACCGGCUCUUCUUUCUCCGAUGUGAAAAGUGUGGGUCUGGGCGAUCAGUUGCUCCGAUCAAGGCUGGAUUUGUGGCCCGUGUUGGUCGCAGGAAAGCCGGAACCUAAAUGUAUGUUGCUUCUCCUCCCCUCAAACGCUACACAAGACAAAAUUACUUUAACAAUAUCGUUCUUACCAAAACUUUCCUUACUAAUAAUGUGGUGUGGUGUGGAGUGGAAGAUUGCCGCAUUCUCUAACUAACUAUCAGGAUCGAUAUAUGGAUAUAUUGUUGAGUAUUGUCCCACGUUGCAUAUGACGCGGAACUCUCUUUUGGCUUACAGUGAAGAGCCACUCCAUCUAUGAUCAAUUAGUUAGAAGUCCGGAUCCUUUUUCUUUUUUUAACACUAUCAGGAUGGAUGUGUAUGGAUAUGCUACUGAUAAUGAAUGCAUGGUUUUAAUUAUUAUUGUUAUUAUUAUAUAGUUUUAAAACUAAAUUAA
Molecule: messenger RNA, 1566 nt
Organism: Andrographis paniculata
Lineage: Eukaryota; Viridiplantae; Streptophyta; Magnoliopsida; Lamiales; Acanthaceae
Product: eukaryotic translation initiation factor 2 subunit beta-like
Exons: 10
Coding region: 378-1196 (272 amino acids)
Biological process (GO): translational initiation; formation of cytoplasmic translation initiation complex; formation of translation preinitiation complex
Cellular component (GO): eukaryotic translation initiation factor 2 complex
Molecular function (GO): translation initiation factor binding; mRNA binding; translation initiation factor activity
Source: RefSeq, a predicted model, not a curated record